Grammomys surdaster is the source of this 522-nucleotide messenger RNA. RefSeq names its product microseminoprotein beta (gene Msmb). The transcript is spliced from 5 exons. The record is from RefSeq and is a predicted model, not a curated record. NCBI's taxonomy places the organism in Eukaryota, Metazoa, Chordata, Mammalia, Rodentia, Muridae. Bases 1 to 522 code for a protein of 173 amino acids.
AUGUCUCAACGGCAGCUGUGCUAUCAGAAAGCCCAUCCAAGCAGGGAUGCGACUCCAGCUGCAGCCCUGGAACUCUUACAGGACUUACAGACUGAUCAACAGAAAGCUUGGCUGGGUAGCCUCCUAUUCCUUGCCACCUUGGUGAUCCCAUCCAAAGCAGGAUGCACUAUUGAAAACCGUGAGAGACUUCCAAACCAAAAGUAUGAUGAAUGCGUGGAUGCUAAUGGUGGCAAGCAUUUCCUCAACACUACCUGGAAGAAGGAGGAAUGUGCGUGGUGUUUCUGUGGCAAAACGGCAAUCACCGCUGUGGGCCCGGGGUACCGUCAGCAUUGCUGUCACAGAAUUUUGACACAACUCUUCUGUGAUUACCAGUGGGCCCGGGGUAGAAAAGAUAUUGCUAAGCCUGUGAAGUACGACAAAGAGAAGUGUUCCAAACAAUUCCAUCCAGAGAACUGCACCUAUAGUGUGGUGGAACGGACGACCCCAGGAAAGACCUGUCAAGUCAAGAGCUGGACAAUGUAA